Molecule: messenger RNA, 2476 nt
Organism: Melanotaenia boesemani (Boeseman's rainbowfish)
Lineage: Eukaryota; Metazoa; Chordata; Actinopteri; Atheriniformes; Melanotaeniidae
Gene: tha1
Product: threonine aldolase 1
Exons: 7
Coding region: 97-1392 (431 amino acids)
Biological process (GO): L-threonine catabolic process; glycine biosynthetic process
Cellular component (GO): cytosol
Molecular function (GO): L-allo-threonine aldolase activity
Source: RefSeq, a predicted model, not a curated record
CCUUGCAGUCAGUCAAUAAUUAUCGAGUUCAGGCCCAAUGAUCCAAAGUUCAAGACUAAAACCACAUGAAAUAAAGAUUAUAAGCAAAGGAGCAUUAUGUCUUUGAAAACAUUUUCUUGCAAGGUUUUAUCUAAAAUCUUGAACCACAGUUUUACUUUUUCAGGCAAACAGCUUUGGGCGCGAGAUGCAGAAGCAGUCACCGUGCUGGGACGGGGCUCUGCGCGGGGCUACUACAACACCGGCAAACCCAGGUACCCUAGGCCGGGCGGGGCGUCCCACGUCCGUGUGGUCGAUCUCCGCAGCGACACGGUGACCAAGCCCGGGCCGGAGAUGCGCCAGGCCAUGGCAGAGGCCGAGGUCGGGGAUGACGUGAUGGGAGAGGACCCAACGGUUAACGAGUUACAGAAGCUUGCUGCUGAUAUGUUUGGGAUGGAGGCUGCCUUGUUUGUCCCCUCUGGAACCAUGAGUAAUCUCAUUGCAGUAAUGGUGCACUGCAAGGAGCGUGGUGACGAAAUAAUUGUGGGCGAUCUGUCCCACCUCCACAUCUACGAGCAAGGAGGUAGUGCACAGCUGGCUGGUGUCCACGCCACCACAGUGACCACCCUUCCUGAUGGUACAUUUGACUUGGAUCAGCUGGAGUCAAAGAUACGACAUGGAUACCCAGACCCGCAUUACCCACGCUCACGCCUCAUAUGUGUGGAGAACACACACAACAUACAGGGGGGACGUGUGCUGCCUCUGCUUUUCCUGCAGGAGAUUCGUGCUUUAGCAGAUCGAUAUGGUCUCUCGGUCCACAUGGAUGGAGCCAGGGUGAUGAAUGCUGCCGUGGCCCAGGAGGUGCCACCAUCCACCAUACUGCAGCACACACACACAGUCAGUGUCUGCCUGUCCAAGGGUUUGGGGGCUCCAGUGGGAACCAUGCUUGCCGGACCCAAAGACUUCAUAUCCAGAGCAGUUCGGUGCCGUAAGGCUCUGGGUGGAGGGAUGAGGCAGGCUGGUGUCAUUGCUGCAGCUGGAAAGCUGUCUUUACAGGACAUGGUAGAAAGACUCGGGGAUGAUCACCGCAAUGCAAAAACUUUUGCUCUGGCUCUACUGGACUGCAAGCCAUCUCUGUUUGCUGUGGAGAUGGCUGCCGUGGAAACAAACAUCCUGCGUUUUCGUAUGCUGGAUUCCACUUUGAGUCCUCAUGAGUUUUGUGCCCGCAUGGGUGAGAUUGGGGAGGGGGAGGAGGCAGCUCUGGGUCCGGGGAUUCAAGUUCUCAUGUACCCGCAUUUUGGGAACUCCAUCAGGGCAGUGUGGCAUCUUGGAAUAUCCGCUGAAGACACCCAGUUGGCCAUCCAGAAAAUGCAAUUUGUGGCUUCUCAGCACUGGAAAAAAAAAGAGGGGGCUUAGUGAAACCAGUGAACAGGGAAUACUGGAAUAUUAAAGGAGUAAUCCCAGCAAAGACUGAGAUACUGUAAAGGCAGUACAAAUACAGAUAAAGGCACUUUGGAAGCUAACCUGUUUGCUUCAUCAAGUUCAUUAAGUUAAUUUUUUUUAAUUCUUAUUCACUAAAUUCAAUGUUCCACUGUCUCCUCUUGAUGUUUCACCUUUUGAGGCUCUCUGAAUAAAGAAUUUACAUUGAGAAAGUUUUUCUGACAUAAAAAGACACUGUUUGAAAUAACAUAUAAAUGAAGUGCUGAUGGUCUGAAUUAAAAGGUAGUUGAGAUUAUCAGGUGGCUGGAAAUUACAGGUUUCCAAAACUAUGUUCCAUUUAUAUUACAUUUAUAUACAAAAAAUGUUCAGAUCAUUUUAAAAUGCACUGUUUUCCUGGGAAAAUUUGCAUCCUGUCAUUCACAUGUAUGUUACUUACUAUCUAACCAAACAUUUUUUGUAGACCCCCUUCCCCAAGAUACCAGCCUUAUGUGAUCUGAUUGUAUUUGUAUGAAGCUACUCCAUCCAUUGCUAACACCCCAGUACUAGAAACAAUAGAACAUUCUCCACUGUUCUCUAUCCACGCCCGGACUGAUCAGAGCUCUUGGUGGCAUGAGGUUGCUGGUUUGCAUCUCGUAAGGAUCUUAAAGUAAAUAAGUAAAGUAAAUCUUUAUUUUGUAUAACAGAAGCAAAUGCAAAGAAUUUGAAAACUUAGAAAGCUGGACUUUGCCUUUUGUGUCUCCCUUUAAAACACAGCUGUUUUGGAGUCUUUUACAACUGCGUUACAGUUGUGUUAUUUUGGAUUCUGCAAUAUGCAUGUAGCCACAGGGGGGCAACACUCAACUGACUUACUGACCAUUAUAUCCUACAAGGAAAACUAAGGCAGACAUAUUUUGAUUUUCUGCAUUGUGAUGUGUAAUUUUCCCGUUUGAAUGCUGUCUUAUAUUACAAAACUUUAUGAAAAGCUAUGGCAGCGGUGGGAUUCGAACCCACGCCAUCGAAAUGACUGGAGCCUAAAUCCAGCGCCUUAGACCACUCGGCCACGCUACCGUACUACAACACA